UCUCAUAAGGAGCAUGUGAUGGCGUCGUCGCGGUCUUCUUCUUCUUCUUCUUCUUCUUCUCCAGUGCCAUUCUGAGAGAGGGAUUGCCCAUCUAAAUCUUGUGAAGUUUCUUCGUCAGGUUCAUUAGUUAUCUGCCGAUCUCCGAGGACAGAAUGUUGGAGGACGUGCUUCAUCCACCUCAACAGCUUCCAACUGAUGAUAUGUCGAGCCUGUUAAGUGCUCAACUGUUAGAACUUUGCGACCCCGAAUUAUUUUCGGAAAGUAUACAGAACUCUGAGAUCACAUCUUGUUCAAACUGCUGCUACGAAGAGUACCCUGAUUCUUCCAAAUUUUCUUUACCUGAAGAUUCGCAAGACCUUGGCUAUCUCCUGCAGGAAGACCAUGGAAUCAAUACUAACAUGACUCCUACCACAACUGCGAGUAACACCACAACCGUCGCCAUUGCUAACUACAACAGAAAUGAAACAGCAAUCUUUGAUCAGCAAGAAGAUGUCGAUAAUGACAUUUCUGCUUCGAUCGAUUUCUCUCCCUCCCCUCCAUUUUCGGUUUCCCCAUUCGUCUGUCCUCAACAAGACCAUCUGAUGAUGGAUUUCCCUUCAGUGCAACUGACAGAAAACCAACUUCCACUAACCAAUAGCACUGACGGGCUAUCAAAUUUUACUCGCAAAACUAUGUCGCCGUUAAUUGGCCCUCCAUUGAUUGCCUCAGUGUUCAAAGAAGAUUGCUUGUCAUCCAUGCCUCCAUAUAUUCCUUUGGACCCUGCGUCGCCCUCGUGCUCCUUCAUUGGCCCGAUGAGCAUGUACCUGCCGGGGAAUAUGACUGGCACAUUAUAUGCAGAUAGGUCAGGAAUCUUCUCGGGAAGUUUUCUAAUAAAAGCAGAUUUGCAAGCUCGACAUCGGGAUUACAAGUGUGACAAUAACGGUGGAAUCUUUUGCUCGGAUCCGACCCAGGUGCCUAUGCCUGAGGACAUGCAGGCAUUUUGCGCCGAGAGCCAAAAGCUGAUGGAUGGGAAUUCGAGUUCUGCACCUUUCGCGACAGAUAUUUCAAACUUAGAAGACCCAACUUACAAAGUAGGAAAGCUCUCGGUUGAGCAGAGGAAGGAGAAGAUCCAUCGGUACAUGAAGAAGAGGAACGAAAGGAACUUCAGCAAGAAGAUUAAGUACGCGUGCCGCAAAACACUGGCAGACAGCCGUCCGCGAGUGAGAGGGAGAUUUGCAAAGAACGAUGAAUUCGAGGAGAACUCUAGGCUCGCUUGUGGACAUCUUGAGGACAAUGAAAAGGAAGAAGUGGCUGUGAAAGAGGAUGACAUGAUGGAUGCAUCUGAUAUCUUUGCUCAUAUCAGUGGAGUCAAUUCCUUCAACUACUCAAUCCAAUCUUGGAUUUGAAUAGCCAGAUCUUACAGACCCGAGCAUUGCCAUUACUCAAUUUUUGCAGGACUCGGCGAAACCCGGGUCUCUGUUUCGGCAGACCGGUCAGCUAACAAGAAUUAUGUUAGUCAGGAUUAAUUAGUAUGACAACAAGAAUUAAUGUACUUCUGUGUAUAUAAGAAUCUGUAUGUUACAAAGAAUAUCCACCAGACUGUGUAGACCCGAAACAGGGAAAUAGGUAAUCACCAAUUGGAUGAUGAAGAAACACAGAUGAUGUUAUUAUAUUAAAACAUAAGUAGAUACAUAAGACGAUAUUAAGGGGUUUUGUGCAUGAAAGGGAAGAAAAUGGAAGUUA
This is a messenger RNA of Rhodamnia argentea, 1722 nucleotides long. RefSeq lists its product as uncharacterized. The record is from RefSeq and is a predicted model, not a curated record. The coding region runs from base 153 to 1385 and encodes 410 amino acids. Gene Ontology annotation, molecular function: protein binding. The transcript is spliced from 5 exons. Gene Ontology annotation, biological process: regulation of flower development. Gene Ontology annotation, cellular component: nucleus. NCBI's taxonomy places the organism in Eukaryota, Viridiplantae, Streptophyta, Magnoliopsida, Myrtales, Myrtaceae.